CUAAAGGCCAAGUCCACACGUCAACCCUUGUGAGCAUGGACCUGGAAUUUUCAUAGUUUGAACACCAUUUAAUUGCUAUUUUCUAAACAACAACUUGCAUAUAAUAAUGCAGACAUGACAAUCAAACAGGGUAUAAAACAAUUUGUUACCUUGUCCAAAUUGAUCACAAAAGCAUCAAUGGAUGAGUGGUUCUUUGAUUCUGAUCUUACUUACAAUGGAGGAUUACCUUGGUGGGAACCUGAAGGAUCAAAUGAGAUAACCAGGGAGAUGGAUGUGAUGCAAUUCUUUUCUGAAGAUUUGUCGGAAUUUGAUAACAAUGGCAACUCUUCUUCGGCGUCAUCUUUGCCAUCUCUGUCAACAGGUAGCUCAGAGCCUAGACGGCAAUGGAGCAUUCAACUGCCAGAUGGAAGCGAGGAUGAGGUACUUACAAGAGCAAUGGUGGCUGUUAUCAGUUCGGCUUCUCCUUCUUCCUGUUCUUCUUCUUCUACUUCUUCUUUGUCAUCACCAUCAAUGCAGUCUUUGAUAGACAAGACAAGAAACUAUGGUCAAUUCACUUCAUUCAGGAUUUACAGUCCAAUUUUAGCUUCAGCUUCAGCAGUGAAUUGUGAUCCUAAGACCAAUCUUCACAGCCAGAAGAUGAUUAAGAAAUCCAUCACCAUGCUGCAAAGAAUUAAUAAGAUGAGAAAUCAAGAACCUGCACUGACAAGCAACCAAGUAAGCCACAUGAUAUCAGAGAGAAGACGGAGAGAGAAGCUCAACGGAAGCUUUGAUCAACUCAGAUCACUUCUUCCUCCAGGUUCCAAGAAGGACAGGGCGACGGUGCUUAUGAAGACAAAGGAUUACUUGAAGACCUUGAAAGAUCAAAUCUCUGAACUCCAGCUGGAGAACAGAAUGUUAGAGAUGAAACUCAAAUGUCCAGCCACUGAUGAAAUUAAUGAACAGCAUUUGAAGGCUUCCAAUUUUAGAUCGACGUUAAGAGUUGAAAUCAUUAAGGCGUCUGCGCCAUCAUCAGAAGUUCAGCAAAUCAGUCUGAGGCUAACAGCGAAUGUGAAUUCUGCUCUCAUAGACCUUGUCCUCCAUGUACUUGAAUGCCUGAAAGAGAUGAGAGUUUUAGCAUUGGUGUCAGUGGAUGGGAAUAUACACACAGCACAAAUGAACUUGCAUGCUAGAGCUACUAUUGAAUUCCAGAUCAAGGCAUGCGAUUGGUACGAAGAGUUGUUCAAGGAAGCAAUGACCAGAUCUAUCAAACGUGUUGCACGGCUGGAGUUGGUAAACUUUGAAGGUUUGUACUCUGGAGAUGGCCAAUUGAUUCAUGGAGUUUAAACCGCUUGACGAGGACUGAUGGUUGAAGUUUAAAUGCAGAAACUUUCAAUGACAUGUGUUUCUCUUCAACUUUUGAGCUGAAAACUAAAUACCGGAGACAAUAAAAUAACCUUGGCUAGUAUCAUACAUAGUGUUUAACAAGGGCAUGGUGUCUCAAAUCUCAUUUCAGAACCUAUAUGUGUAUGCACUUAGUUUGUUCAUAAAUUAAUAUAUCGAUAUGGCAGGUCCUGCUGUACUCCAAGAUCUCAUUUUAACUUUUA
This is a messenger RNA of Dioscorea cayenensis subsp. rotundata (Guinea yam), 1583 nucleotides long. Its product is annotated as putative transcription factor bHLH041. Lineage: Eukaryota; Viridiplantae; Streptophyta; Magnoliopsida; Dioscoreales; Dioscoreaceae. The coding region runs from base 115 to 1323 and encodes 402 amino acids. The transcript has 4 exons. The record is from RefSeq and is a predicted model, not a curated record. Gene Ontology annotation, molecular function: protein dimerization activity.